CACAAUUCAUUAAUUUUUUGCCUUUAGUUAUAUAAACAACUUUUAUAUGUGAAUUAAAAUGAGGCUUAAUACGUUUUAUUUAAUAAACUUUUUAAUAUUAAUUUUAAUAUACAAUGUUUAUUCAGUGAAUAGUGUCAAAUUAAAAGGAGUUACCAUCGAAGUCACACCCUAUUUAUACAUCAGAAACAACCAAUUUUCGGGAUAUUGUGUCGAUGUUAUGAAUGAGAUCUCAAAGAUAGCCGGUUUUAACUACAGUCUAUACAAAGCACCCGACGGUAGACAUGGAGAGGUCUCACCAACCGGUGCUAUCAAUGGUAUCAUAUUUGAAGUUUACAAUAAGGCGGCAGACUUUGGUAUCGCGGACCUGACAGUCAGCGAAAGCCGCAAACGAUACGUCGACUUCAGUCUCCCGAUUAUGAACUUAAGUGUGUCGGCGCUCAUCCAUAAGACAAACGCCGAGUACAUCGAGUACUUCAAAGACCUGCCCCGACAGACACGCAUCCGAUAC
Oppiella nova is the source of this 508-nucleotide messenger RNA. The record is from the annotation of a GenBank genome assembly. Lineage: Eukaryota; Metazoa; Arthropoda; Arachnida; Sarcoptiformes; Oppiidae.